Astrephomene gubernaculifera is the source of this 2139-nucleotide messenger RNA. NCBI's taxonomy places the organism in Eukaryota, Viridiplantae, Chlorophyta, Chlorophyceae, Chlamydomonadales, Astrephomenaceae. The record is from the annotation of a GenBank genome assembly.
AAUUAUCUACUGGCAUACCGUAGCCGAUCCACAAUUCACGGGCAUGGUCUAAGCAACUUUACGGAGCCGGCAGCAUCGUUUGCUUCCACACAAAUUUGGGUCGGAUUCGUCCUAUCUGAGCCAUGUACCAAAAUAUUUAUGAACAAGGUGGAGGGCAAGGCGGCUGGGGCGGACCUCCGCAGCUCCCGCCCGGCGUUGGAGCACCUUUCCUUGCACACCAAACGCCGGUGCUACCUAACUUGUCGUUUGGUCCACCGGUCGGAGCGCUGCCGGGGCAAUGGUUCGGUCCAGCGCCCGGGUACGGGCAAUUGCCAGUAAACUAUCCGGGCGCGCAAGCCUACGGCCAGAUGCAAGCCAUAUAUGGCCAAGCGCAGCCGCUCGCACAGGGUCAGGGUCUUGGCCUGCCCGAACCCUACGGCCAGCAACACCCAGAAGCGCGCCGAAACAGAUGGUCGAAUCAACCACCACCGCCACCACCGCAGCAACAGCAGGCAGCUGCCGACAGGUCUCGCCGACGCUUCACGGAAGCGCCCGCUGACAGAGGGUCCGGCGCGCCCAGGCAUCUCCCAUCAUCCCUUGCUGCACCAAACCGACAUGAUAACCCCGUUACCUCCUCCUCCGCAGCAGCCCCAGCUGCUCCCAUACAAAAUUCCGGUGGACGUUAUGGUGUGCGCAACGGCCUGGAGUGGGGCCGCGGCCGACAUCACAUGGAAGCCGCGGCCCUUGCCGAUGUGGGUCGGGACGCCGCGGUACACCCCGACUCUACCGCUGCUGCUGCUACUGGUGAUGGCAGCAAUGCUGUUGCUGGUGGCCCUGGGAAGCGUAAAGCAGAUCAGGGGCCCCUGGGCCAAGCCCUCUGGGACGAUGAAGACAACGCGGUCAACCAGGCCAACGGUAAUGGUGACGCGUGGGCCGGCUUGCAGGGCGGCUUGAACCACCGCCACGCCGCCACAGCAGCUCACGAGGACGCAGCAGCAGCAGCAGCAGCAGGGGGAGCAGCAGCAGCAGCAGCUUCUGUGGGACAUGUCAUCCCCAUGCCUCCCAUCUGCAUGCAACCUCCCCCACACCCCUCCAGUCCAAGCACCGCCGCCGCUGCUGCUAGUUCUGCGGCCCCUGCAGCUGCUGCUCCCUCUCAUGCAGGUGGCGGUGGCGGCGGCGGCGGCGGUGGGGCCGGCGGGGGAUCCCCGGAGGGUUACGUGUACGACGUGUUGGGUCGCAACAUACGACAGCUGGUGACGCAGCUGAGUCCCAGCGAGCAGGAGCACAGGAAGAAGGAGAUGGUGUUGCAGCUGGUACGACAGGCGGCCGCAGCUGCCUUCCCCGAGCGGGCUGCCGUACUGAGGGCGGAGCCCUUCGGCAGCUACGUUUCUGGUCUGGGCACUUGCUCCUCUGACAUAGAUGUGGUGCUGGUGGGGCUGGCGGAGCCCUCGCUGGGGCUGGGCUUCUACUCGCGGGAGGAGAGGCCGCGGAUCGCCCGCCUGCUGGACCGCCUCACCCCCCACCUGCGCUCCCGACUGCAUCUCACCAAGCUGCUCCCCAUCCGCCAUGCGCGUGUGCCCAUCCUCAAGCUGGCCACGGCGGGGGGCGUGAACGUGGAUGUGAGCAUUGCGGGGGUGAGCGGUCCGAGGGCGGCGGAGUACCUGAGGCAGCAGGUGUCCGCCUACCCCCCCCUGCGCCCGCUGGUGCUGGUGCUCAAGAGCUUCCUGCGGUCGGAGGGGCUGGGCGAGGUGGCCAGUGGCGGGCUGAGCAGCUACGGACUCACCUACAUGACACUGGCGCACCUCAUGGAGGAGGCCAAGCGCGGCUCCGACCCCACCGACCUGGGCGCCCUGCUGCACUCGCUGCUGCGGCGCUUCGGGCGGCGCUUCGACUGCGGGCGCAUGGCGGUGUCGGUGCGGCACGGGGGGCUGGUGCCCAAGGCGGCGCUGGCGGGGGGCAGCCACGUGGAGCACCCGGACCGCAUUGUGACCAUUGACCCGCUCACAGGUCGCAACUGCACGGAGGGCUGUUUCCGCUCGCGGGAGGUGCUAGACGCCAUGGCGCGGGCAGAUGCCUACCUCACCGCAUGGGCGGUACGACAGAAAGACGAGGUGCCGUACGAUGCGGAUAUCUUGGGGCCGUUGGUACGGGCGGUAGGGG